Mizuhopecten yessoensis (Yesso scallop) is the source of this 1309-nucleotide messenger RNA. RefSeq lists its product as uncharacterized. NCBI's taxonomy places the organism in Eukaryota, Metazoa, Mollusca, Bivalvia, Pectinida, Pectinidae. The transcript has 3 exons. The record is from RefSeq and is a predicted model, not a curated record. Bases 290 to 880 code for a protein of 196 amino acids.
GCCCACGUGCGGGGAGGGAGACAAACCACACCGGUUCUUCUGUCAUCUCGGGGAAUACACGUAACAGGUUCAGACGUCAUGGCAACUACAUCCUAUAUAUAUUACCGAGUCUGACGAUACUAAGGACAAGUUUUGAUACUUAAGGAGAGUCACAUUCAUCAACGUCUCCGGCUCCUCCGCCCUACCGGACCCUUUUAUACACGCAAAAUUGAAACUUUUAUAGAUUUUAUUUUUUUCAAUUUUCAAACAAGUGUAUAAAGUGCUAAGGAUCUGGUGCUUUGAUAACAUUAUGGUGAAUCUGGACUCGAUAACGAUUGUUGGGCUUCUCGUCGUGGCUGUUUUCGGAGUUGAAGCUUUUACAGAAAAUUCUCUUUGGAGCCAAUCGGACGAGUCGCCAGACACAUAUGGACACAUGUAUGACUCGGAAGAGAGUGUACCACAAUACAGAGACAACACACGUGUUACACAACUGGUGGAAUCACCAGAAGAGGCCUUCCGAAUGAUAGAAGCAAUGAAGGCAAGGACUCGAAGAAGAAUGUCUCCAUUUUCCGCAAUGAGGGGAAAAAAGAGUGUAUCUGAGAGUCAAGAAAAACACAACAUGGAUAAAGCCAUUCGGGGAAAGCGAACGAUACAAGACGAAAGUGACAAUGGUUCUUAUGACCUCCAAAAGAGAGCAGCUUAUUUCAAGGCGAUGAAGUCAUCGCUACGUGGGAAAAGAAUGGUGCCAGCUUAUUCCAGCCCUGUCUCAGAAUUCGAGUACCAACUACUGCUGCAGAAGGUGCUAGCGGCUGCGAUGUCGCUGUCCGGGAACAGGAACGGUGAUGAACAAAGUAUGAUGGGCAAGAGGAACUACGGCUUCCAUGCUCUCCGUGGACGUUAGACACUGCAAUGCGCAUGUUCGGAGAUCACGUGUACAUUUCAACUAACACAAUAAUCAUCCGAUUGAUUGACUUUCUUUGUAAAUUUUAUAUCUUAUUAUUUCUCGGUAUUAAUUUUAUCCGCUGAAUCUAAUUGGGCGUAAAUGAUGGGUAUCAAAGGCAGGAGGAGAUCAAUAUAGCUACAGAACCUAGGUAGCUAUAACGACAAUGCUGAUGUCACACUCAUGCAGCAGUACAGGCAUGCGCUCGAAAUUAAUCAAUUCAUGAUAAAGGUGAAAAUGACAUGAACCAUGUACGGAUCUGGUACCUAAAAGAAGCAUGACCUCAGAAUGAAAAUAGCUGUCUACUAUGUGAAUCGGAAACAACGUUACCAUAUUGCUUUUGUUUAAGAUAGAAAAUCUACCAUGAUAUUAAAAUAUACUUUUCCAUUA